Linum trigynum is the source of this 1595-nucleotide messenger RNA. NCBI's taxonomy places the organism in Eukaryota, Viridiplantae, Streptophyta, Magnoliopsida, Malpighiales, Linaceae. The record is from the annotation of a GenBank genome assembly.
UUUCAUGAAUACUAUUAGUAUGACCAGUGUAAUCGACUUAUGAACUCUAGUCAAAAUGAAGUGGUUUUAAAAUUGUUUUAGAAUGAAGCAAACGCCGGUCAUAUAUAUGAUGAAAUUAUUGUUGGCGGCUUUCCGUCAAUGCUCUUUCAACGGCGGGCGUAACACGAAAUUCUAAACUCGUAUAACGAACAUUCUUGCUGUUAUGAAUGCGCGCGAAAUUCCCCAACGAGAAAAACGUUUAGGAUGAGCUCAAGCGCGUUUCUCCACGCGGCAACACUCUCCCACCUCGCCGCCACUCGCGUCUCUCCGUCCUCCCCUACGUCAUCUUCCGCCCCCGUCACCGCUGCUCCGGCCGCCGCUUGCUCUUCCAUGGCUGCCUCCGCGAGAAUCGCCGUCGUCGGAGACGUGCAUGAUCAAUGGAAUCUAGAGGAAGACACGAAGGCUCUUCAGCUCUUACGGCCGGAUCUGGUCCUGUUCACAGGUGAUUUUGGGAAUGAGAACGUUGAACUCGUGCAGAGUAUCGCAGAUCUUCAGUUCCCCAAAGCAGCUAUAUUGGGGAAUCAUGAUUCCUGGACUACCCAACAGUUCUCUACAAAGAAAAAAGAUCGCAUCCAACUUCAACUGGAAAGUCUCGGUGAUGAGCAUGUAGGGUACAGUCGUCUGGAUUUUUCAGAACUGAAGAUCAGUGUCGUUGGUGGACGUCCAUUUUCUUGUGGCGGUGAUUAUCUGUACCGGAAAAAGCUCUUGACUGCAAGAUAUGGCGUCCAAGACAUGGAAGGAAGUGCCAGGAGAAUAUACAACGUUGCUUUGGGUACUCCAGAAGACAAUUUGGUUAUUCUUCUCGCACAUAAUGGACCCACAGGUCUCGGCUCUAAUCUAAACGACAUUUGUGGGAAAGAUUGGUCAGUUGGUGGUGGUGACCAUGGUGAUCCAGAUCUAGCACAAGCCCUGUCACGCCUAAAAGAUUCCUCGAACUUACACAUCCCUUUGAUUGUCUUCGGUCACAUGCACAAACAGCUGGCAUAUCGCGCUGGUCUUCGAAAGAUGAUCGUAGUUGGUCACGACGACACUAUCUACCUGAACGGUGCCAUCGUGCCUAGAGUGAAACCUGUGAACCGUGAACCACGAGCUACCCAGGAAAGCGAAGGCACGCUGCGAGCCUUUACUUUAGUCGAAAUCGUGGAGGGUAGAGUGGAGAAGAUUGCAGAAACUUGGGUCUCGGUUGCGAGAGAUGGUGGCACGGCUAUGGCAGAGGAGCUCGUGUUGUUCGACGGCAAGCCAUUAGGGUGAAUUCCAGAGCUUUUUUUUGACUUUGAGCUCCAUUGUUGGUCACUCCCUUUCUUGUAUUGUAUGUAUAUUUAUGGUUUAUCUGCUUGACUUGUAUCAACAAUUAGAGGGUGUCCUUAUUGUUGUUUUUCGUAAGGUAGAUAUAUUAUGAAACCCAGAGUAGUGAGAAGGUGAGCUGUCAAUCAUCGGUAUUGUCUCUGUAGUUGACAACAUACAUUGGUGCGAUGCACGUUAAUGUGAUUUGAUCAUGGAGGGUGAUGGCGCAAGAACACUAAAAGUCAGCCUGCUAAGAAAUAAGAAAACUUGAU